AUGGCAUUGAUUGUUAUCUUUCUGUGUGUGUGUGUGUAUUCAGGCUCUCCUGGAGUGCGUACGGUUGCGGGCAUUUGGCAAGUUUGGUCUCUAGCAGAUGCAGGUGGACUGUCAUUACCUGCAGGUGUAUCUGUGGAAGUUUGUAUCAGAUGAGCAGCUGGUGAGGAUGCUCCUGGAGCAGGUGAUGGCCAGCACCAUCGAGCGCUGCGUUGAACAUACCCUCAUGGAACAAAGUGUGGUUGAGCUGAUAGCUAGCUAUACAUGUACGUGAGAGAAACUUUGUGAAUAUCCAUGUAUAGUGAAAUUGUUGCCAUGUGGACAUUCUGUUUAUUCACUAUAAUUAUGAAUGUGAAGUGUAAUCCUACACCAACAGCUGGGUUCUAUAGGGGAAACAAAUUUGGCCAUGUGCCAAAGUAUCAUAAAAUACAAACACACAUCAACUGUCUUACUCGUACAUAUAAUAAUGUGCAUGCAUGCGUUGUCAUGAUUACCAGCUAGUAGAUCACCCCACUCUUAUUACUGAUUACAACACGCAUAUAAUUAUAUAGUAUUAGAAUGCGUUAUUGUGUACACGAACUGCAACCUCUCAGCAAAAUGUCUGGGCUGAUCUAAAACAGUUACUGUAUAGCUAACCAUUGCAUGGAGAAUGGAAUCUGACCAGGCCAUAGCCAAACUGAUAAAAAGGAACAAGGAACUGACCAAAGAGAUUGAUAAACUGAGACAGCAAGUGCAGUCAAAAACAUAUCAAAUAGAAGUACUUCAACACAAGCUUCAUGUCAAGGAAGUGUUACUGAGAGAAUCAGAUAUUUCGAAAAAUGAUGCAAAAGAUAUUCUUGAAGAUAUGAAAGUGGAAAUGGAGCGGUUUGGAAAAAGGAUUAUGAAACAACUUUUUAAAUUGAAAGAUCCACCACUAAACGAAGUUAUUGUUCCGAUGAAGAGGGCUGAAAGUUUAGAGAGCGUCAGUGUUGUGCCAAAUUCAACUUCAGGGGACUCAAGAUCUGAGUGCAGUGAUCAGGAAGAGACUAUUCCUAUGGAGAUAAGAAUCGACUGGCGAUAUCAAUACGAACACAAAGAUUCAGACAUUGAAAGCGAUCAAGCUUCUUCAAUACAAAGUGUACAGACCAUUGUAAGCAAGGACAACCUAGAUGGGACACUGCAGGAUACAGCCACGAGUACGAGUAAACACAGUAAUGAAGAUAUCCCCACUAUAAAAGUUGAACCUCUACAUGUACAGCCAACUAUAAAUUGGACCACCCAAACUUGUGACAAAAUAAGUGACGAACUGACAACCCAAUCAGAAACUAAUAGCAGCGACGAACUGGCAACCCAAUCAGACACUAAUAGCAGUGCUCUCUUUACACGACCAGUGCCGGUACAAAGCCCAUCUGGAAGUGAGCUAAGUGAUGCUGAGGCGGUGAAAUCUAAGUCAUCACGUCACACCAAGGAGCUAGUUGCACCCACACAACGUAAACAAAGAUCAGCUGAAUUGAAGGAGCCCUCUACUUCAGCCGGUUAUGAAACGAAAGAAAACCUAUAGCUACUCAACCUGAUGAAUUCUAAAGUAUGGAUCGAUCUCUCAAAUGAUUAUUACCCAUACUUUAGCUUAGCGACACAGUGUAGUGUGUGUAUAUUAGUUCUGAAUUACGUCAAGUGGUUUUUAACAAUAAUCUUUUUGUUUACACAGUUGCAAUACAAACAUAAAAAUGUUCAAAAUAAUU
Messenger RNA from Halichondria panicea, 1718 nucleotides. RefSeq lists its product as uncharacterized. Bases 647 to 1537 code for a protein of 296 amino acids. The transcript has 3 exons. Lineage: Eukaryota; Metazoa; Porifera; Demospongiae; Suberitida; Halichondriidae. The record is from RefSeq and is a predicted model, not a curated record.